Molecule: messenger RNA, 1364 nt
Organism: Solanum stenotomum
Lineage: Eukaryota; Viridiplantae; Streptophyta; Magnoliopsida; Solanales; Solanaceae
Product: probable serine/threonine-protein kinase PBL19
Biological process (GO): protein phosphorylation
Molecular function (GO): ATP binding; protein kinase activity
Source: RefSeq, a predicted model, not a curated record
CAUCUUGAUUCUUUGCUGGUUUCUCUGUGGCUCUGAUGAUAAAUGUUGCUAAUUCUUCAUAUACUAUGCAGGGCCACCGACAAUGGAUUGCAGAAGUUCAAUUCCUCGGUGUCUUGGAGCACCCUAAUCUUGUUAAACUUCUAGGAUAUUGCGCUACAGAUGGGGAAGGAGGGAUGCAGCGCCUGUUGGUUUAUGAAUACAUGCAAAAUAUGAGCUUAGAGGAUCAUCUGUUCAACAAAGCUGUACCUGUAGGCGUAGUUCCUUGGAGAACAAGAUUGAAAAUUAUCCUUGGUGCCGCACAAGGGAUGGCUUAUCUGCAUGAGGGACUAGAAGUCCAGGUGAUACAUCGAGAUUUCAAGUCAUCAAAUGUGCUUCUGGAUGAGAAUUUUAAUGCAAGGCUCUCAGAUUUUGGGCUUGCAAGGGAAGGGCCAGCUGGUGACUGCACUCAUGUGUCUACAGAGCCGGUGGGGACUUUAGGAUAUGCUGCCCCUGAAUAUGCUGAAACUGGACAUCUAUCAGUUAAGAGUGAUGUAUGGAGCUUUGGAGUUGUUCUCUAUGAGAUCCUCACAGGCAGGCGAACUUUGGAAAGGGGCCGUCCUGUGAUCGAGCAGAAGCUUCUUGAUUGGGUAAAACAAUUUCCUGCUGAUAGUAGAAGAUUUAGCAAGAUAAUUGACUCGAGGCUUCAAAACGACUUCUCACUUCUUGCUGCUAAGAGAAUUGCAAAACUGGCUGAUAGCUGCUUAAACAAGAACGCCAAAGAGCGGCCAAAAAUGAGCGAAGCGGUUGAGAUACUGACACAGGCAGUACAAGAAUCACAAGAAAGAACUUCUAUUGAAGCUACUGGUGCAUCUAGGCCUACACAACUUCCCUUACCUAAACAACUCAAAAAGAAGACCAUCGCUGAAACUGCACGACCAAUGAGCCCCUUAGCUCAGGCAAGUCUACUCAAAUAUGGUCUAUACAAGUUACUCAAAAUAAGCUAAUAUGAACCUUUUUGUCUAACUUUCUUUACCUGCUAUUUCAGGCUUGAAGACUCCACAUAUCGCGGAAUCAAACUUAUAUCAGCCUCAAAAUUGAGAUCCUUAUGCACGGAACGAGUAAAUUUUUUCUAUAUACGUAUAUAUAUGUUAAGUAAUAUUCUUUGGCAAAAGAAAUGGUCUUUAUGUGUACCAUUAGUUCUUUUUGAUUAAGUAUGUUUACACUAGGGAGAGUAUGGCAAAAGGAGGGAAGUUUUCUUUUUUCUAUUAUAAGUGAUACAAGUACUUGUAAGCUCCAUAGUUAGGACUUGUACUCACUAGUGUGUGUUUUUGUAAAUAAAUCCAUUAGUUUUCCAAGUUAUCAAAGUAACAAAUUUUGUCUCUUUA